This is a messenger RNA of Nematolebias whitei (Rio pearlfish), 1397 nucleotides long. RefSeq names its product SEC22 homolog B, vesicle trafficking protein b (gene sec22bb). Gene Ontology annotation, biological process: vesicle fusion with Golgi apparatus; endoplasmic reticulum to Golgi vesicle-mediated transport; retrograde vesicle-mediated transport, Golgi to endoplasmic reticulum. The record is from RefSeq and is a predicted model, not a curated record. The coding region runs from base 148 to 807 and encodes 219 amino acids. Gene Ontology annotation, cellular component: SNARE complex; endoplasmic reticulum membrane; endoplasmic reticulum-Golgi intermediate compartment. Gene Ontology annotation, molecular function: SNAP receptor activity. Lineage: Eukaryota; Metazoa; Chordata; Actinopteri; Cyprinodontiformes; Rivulidae. The transcript has 6 exons.
AAAUCUUCAGCGCUUCCGGCCAGCUCAGCGCAUCGCUCCUGUUGUGUUGUCACUUUUCCAGCUUGUCGAACGAGCGCUGGUGGCAGCUAGCUGUGAGGUGUUUCAGGUGUUUCGGGCCGUGGAGACACAGCAGGACGUUCGGGAGAGAUGGUGCUGCUGACGAUGAUCGCCCGGCUGGCUGACGGGCUGCCGCUGGCCGCCUCCAUGCAGGAGGACGAGCAGGGAAGUGAAAAGCUGGGUCGAGACCUUCAACAGUAUCAGACUCAAGCCAAGCAGCUCUUCAGGAAACUCAACGAGCAGAGUCCUAACCGCUGCACCUUAGAAGCUGGUUCUGUGGCGUUUCACUAUUUCAUAGAGAAAGGAGUUUGCUACCUCGUGCUGUGUGAAGCCAGCUUUCCGAAAAAGCUAGCCUUUGCAUACCUUGAGGACCUGCAGGCGGAGUUUCACGAGCAGCAUGGAAAGAAGGUCCCCACUGUAUCCCGCCCAUAUUCUUUCAUUGAAUUUGACACCUACAUUCAAAAAACCAAGAAGUUGUACAUCGACAGCAGAGCACGAAGGAAUCUGGGCAGCAUCAACACGGAGCUCCAGGACGUGCAGAGGAUCAUGGUGGCAAACAUCGAGGAGGUUCUGCAGAGGGGGGAGGCUCUGUCUGCGCUCGACUCCAAGGCCAGCAACUUAUCCAGCCUGUCCAAAAAGUACAGGAGCGACGCCAAGUAUCUGAACACCCGCUCCACUUACGCCAAGCUGGCAGCAGGUGGCGUGUUUUUCAUCAUGCUUAUCGUCUACGUGCGCUUCUGGUGGCUCUGAGAGGGGAAGCGGAGGAAGAGGAAAGAGGUAGUGAAGAAGAGCUGCACGUGCAUAUCUACAGAGGCCGAGGAAACAUGCAUCACCUUCAGCUGAAGCAAAAUAAACGGGAUCCCUGCUCUUAAGCAGACUUUACAGACAGACAUCAAGACGCUCGUGUAGUCCUGUCCAUGUGUGGAUGUGUAAUCUGAAUAUAAACCUCAUAAAAUAUUAUUUUAUUAAUAAAUGUUUAGUAAUGCUUCAAGUAGCUGCCCUGGAUUGGAGAGGAAAUGAGUAACUGUAUGUGUUUUUUUAAGGUGAUUUAUGUCUAAGUGUAGAGAGAGGGGAAUUUCCUGGUUUGUGCAUUUUCAAAGGAGUGACUGAUUCACUUCAUAUGAAUCAGAUAAAAAAAAUUGGCUUUAUUUUUCAUCCAGAUCACGUCACAUGGGAACAGUUGGUAUUUUAACAAGGGGAUCAUAUUAAUGAUGGCUGCACAAUCUGAUACAAUUACUGGGAAAAUAUUUUUGGAAAACAUGAAUGUUCUGUAGCGGUAACAAAAGCUCUGCAACAGCUGAGGAGAAGCAUUUGAAGUGGAUUAAAGAAACUGUAUGGAA